This is a messenger RNA of Sinocyclocheilus grahami, 4184 nucleotides long. Its product is annotated as connector enhancer of kinase suppressor of ras 2. Bases 513 to 3656 code for a protein of 1047 amino acids. The transcript has 23 exons. The record is from RefSeq and is a predicted model, not a curated record. Gene Ontology annotation, molecular function: protein binding. NCBI's taxonomy places the organism in Eukaryota, Metazoa, Chordata, Actinopteri, Cypriniformes, Cyprinidae. Gene Ontology annotation, cellular component: membrane; cytoplasm. Gene Ontology annotation, biological process: regulation of signal transduction.
AGCGAGCUCGUGUAGACCCGAAACGGUCCAACCCAGAGAGAGAGAGAGAGAGAGAGAGCAUAAAAGCACGCAUUUCAAGUAGUCGUUUGCAUGGCACUCGUUUGGUUCUCGCGCUGGAGCUGUUCAGCAUUUAUCGGUAGUGUCAACGAACUGUCCCCACGCUCACGGAAUCGUUGACCCAUGUGAUACUGCAGCGUUGCGAGCGCGGAAGGGAGGGGGGAGAGAGACAUUUUUUUCACUCGGUAGACUGGAGAAGCAGGUGCAUACUUUGGAGAGAGAGAGAGCGCUGGAGGGGGGGGCGGGGUACAGUCGCGCGCGUGAAUCUCUCACCGUCGCAGUCGUCCGCGAGGAUGUAUCCAACAACCAGGCUCCUGCCGCGCGCGCGCUGCGGUCAAUGUAACGGAAUCACAUGUGCCCCUGUGAUCUAACGGCGGUACUGUUCUGUUUCUCUGGGCUCGGAUGUUCCGCGCGCUCCAUACACAAUUCAACUGGGAAAUCAACGCACACCAGCCAUGGCGCUGGUCAUGGAACCCAUCAGCAAAUGGUCCCCAAAGCAGGUGCUGGACUGGAUGAAAGGGUUGGAUGACUGUUUGCUGCAGUAUAUGAGGACAUUUGAGAGAGAGCAGAUAACCGGAGAGCAGCUGCUUCACAUCACCCAUCAGGAGCUGGAAGAGCUUGGCGUGACCCGCAUCGGACACCAGGAGCUCAUUCUGGAGGCUGUGGACUUACUCUGCGCACUGAACUAUGGUCUAGAGACAGAGAAUUUGCGGACUUUGUCGCACAAACUCAGUGCAUCCGCUAAGAAUCUGCAGAACUUCAUUACGGGCCGCCGCCGUGGGGGGCAUUAUGAUGGACGGGUGUCACGCCGCCUUCCGAACGACUUCCUGACUUCAGUCGUUGACCUCAUCGGAGCAGCAAAAAAUCUACUAGCCUGGCUGGACAGGUCUCCAUUUGUCAGUGUUUCUGAGUACUCAGUGCUGAAGAACAAUAUUGUUCAGCUCUGUCUAGAGCUAACCACCAUAGUACAGCAGGAUUGCACAGUGUAUGAAACUGAGAAUAAGAUUCUACAUGUGUGUAAGACUCUAUCAGGUAUCUGCGAGCACAUUAUUUCAUUGUCAUCCGAUUCGUUGGUGUCGCAGUCUGCCCACCUAGAGGUUGUCCAUCUGACGAACGUUAUGCCUAGCGAGGGCCUGGGCAUGUACAUCAAGUCCACAUAUGAUGGCCUUCAUGUGAUCACUGGAACCACAGAGAAUUCUCCUGCAGAUCAGUGUAAGAAGAUCCACGCCGGUGAUGAGGUCAUUCAGGUCAAUCACCAAACAGUGGUGGGCUGGCAGUUGAAGAAUUUGGUUAACUGUCUCCGUGAGGAUCCAAGUGGAGUCAUCCUCACGCUGAAGAAGAGGCCACAGAACACUCUGGGCUCUACUCCUGCACUGCUGAAGAACGCCCGCUGGAAACCACUUGCCCUGCAGCCGCUGUCCACCAGUCCAUGCAGUGGUUCUCCCACCCCACCCAGCACGCUCGGGUCAGUGGGCCUCUCACCUGGAGUCGACACACCUGGGGGACAUGAUGUUUUUAUUCUUUCCCCUGUCUACGGACACAGAGAGGAAGAUCUGGAUCGGGGUGGAUUUGGUGUGUUUGGCUCGGAUUCUCCAGGGUAUUAUGUAGAACAGGAGAUAAUGGGGGGUCAGUACUUCCCCCUCCUUGAAGAGGAUUCUGGGAGAAAUACCGGGCUGCGACGCAGAGACCGGACCCCAACUCACAGUAAGAAGAUCCAAUUGGAAUAUGCAAAUAUGCAAACCGAUAUAUUGACAGGUGACAUCCGACAGGUUUCCAUGGGAACUGACUGGCUGGCAGAGCCUCAAGAAUCUGGAGUUUACAAAAGAGGUAGCAGAGAUUCUGAUUCCUCCCUCUUGCGGUUCCUCAGUGAUGACAGGAUUUUGUUGAUCCAGGAAGAGGCAGAGUUUUCCCAGCGUGACACGAGCAGGCGAUCCAGGAAGAAGAGCCGAAAUCCCAGCAGUCCCAGUUUUCCCAUUAGUCCCUCUAUGCUUGCCCCGCCUGUCCGUCUGGACACAGGUCCCCCCGAGGGGCUACCUUUCCCCGUGCCCGACUCUAACACAAUGCCACACUACCAUAGAGCUGCAGACACACUUCGAGCAGAUGCUGAUAGAUAUGCCAGUUCAGGACUUGACCGACAAGCAGGGGCAUCAAUGAGGAAGUCUGUACAUUAUGCCUCUCUGAGGACCAAGCCCAAGAAAAAGAGCAAAGGGUCCCUCAGUAGUGCCAGCAGGAGGCGUAUUGCCUGCAAAGAUCUGGGUCAUGGUGACUGUGAAGGCUGGCUAUGGAAAAAGAAAGACGCCACUGGCUACUUCACGCAGAAAUGGAAAAAGUACUGGUUCGUUCUCAAAGACUCCAACCUGUACUGGUACACCAAUCAGAACGAUGAGAAAGCAGAGGGCUUCAUCAGUUUGCCAGAGUUUCGGAUAGACAGAGCGAUUGAAUGCAGGAGGAAACAUGCCUUCAAAGCAUGUCAUCCUAAAAUUAAGAGUUUCUUUUUUGCUACAGAUCAUUUAGAGGAGAUGAACAGGUGGAUGAAUCGUUUAGGCUUGGCUGCGAUUGGCUACACGCCUGAUGAUCCGGUACCGCGUCCUGAUGAAGAUUACUGGAGUGAGAGUGACCAGGAUGAGGUUGAUGGGUCUAUGACACUCAAACAGGAAGCCACUUACCACCACAACCCCUCUGGAACUUCGUCCAGUCCAUUUCCUGAGCGCCAUUUUUCCAGUGGCUCCACAUUCUCGCAUUCCUCCACUGAGGAGUCCCAUUCUUCCUGCAGAUCCUCCCAUCGAGAACGCCGCUCAUGGCAGGACCUGAUUGAAACCCCCUUGACCAGCACAGGUCUACACUACCUGCAGACCGCAGAAGAGGAGGAGCCAGCACUGCUGCCACCUGAUCAUCAUCGACAGGCCACGCUCCCCGCCCAGCACCGGCGUCCUCUGGAACGUGACGGGCCGUUUCCGUUGACGGACAGCGAAGAGUCCCGGCCUCACCAUCACACUCACAAGCAGCGUAGUCAGAGCCUCCCACGCCACCGCGACACACACGGACACUCGCACCGCAGCACUCGUACGCACACUCACACACACGGCACUCUGAGGCCAAGAACUCAUCUCCAUGAGGAAGAGGAGGAGGAAGAAGAGGAGGAAAAGCAGGUUCGGAAAUCUAGAAGCAGGAAACCUGAGAGCGAAGAGAAAGUGUAUGAUGGCACGGAUGGCCUGAAGGAGCUGUACCGAUCGCUGGAGCAGGCCAGUCUCUCGGCUUUUGGCCAACAAAGGCCUUCCACCAAACAAGAGUUCAGACGCUCCUUCAACAAACGCAGCAAUGACCCCACCACAAAUGAACGACUGCACCGCAUACGGGUUCUCCGCUCCACGCUAAAGGCAAAGGAGGGCGACUUGGCAAUAAUCAGUCAUUUGCUGGACGACCCUUGUUUGACCUCAAGGAAGUUUCGUGAAUGGAAGCAACGUAACCACGAGCUCUUCCUGGAUAUCUGUGAGUUCAGCUCUGCUCCAUUGGAACUGCCCAGCGAGUCCAACGACCUUUCACCUCUCUCGCCAACGCUGAUGAUGCAUACUCACUCUUUCAUAGAAACGCACGUGUGAGACACAGUCACGCACCCACAUGACUAACAAACAGUCACAUGCUAAAAUACAGACAUAAAGGUAUAUGAAUAACAUGAGUUGUGCAUUUCAAACCCACAUACACAUACAUACACUUUGAAAAACACUGUGGAUCCAGACGGUCUUCACUUUUUCCUCGACGGAUGACCUGAUACUGCCCUCCUUCCGACCGUGAGUGACAACAGAUUGAACCAAUACACUGUAAGAUCAAUGUCAAAGAACUGACUCAGCCUCCAGAACUACUGCAGACAGACACGCAGGCACUGAAUCCGAAAGGUGACUCAAACUGCUCGUCAUGGAAGCGAAAGUGUUACCUGCACAUUUACUCACUGCAAACUCUGUACAAUAUAUUUCAUCACAGCCACAUUUUGAGACUGAUGGAAGAAAGGCCCCGUGAGGUGCCCACUGCAUGCUUCAAGAAUCAUCUUUUCAGAUUAAUUGACUACAUGUUGAACAAAAUAGGACCGUAUAUAAAAAGGAAAUCUUUUAUUUUUCUCUUUGAUUGGAGUA